AGAAGCUGUUGGGAACGAAUACUUCACACCUGGGUUAACUGCAAUGCUGCUGGAUGGGUUUAUGCACGUGUAUCCAUUGUGGAGUGCUGUCACUUUCGGCGACUUGACCCGAUAUGUUCCAGCAAAAAAGUUGAUCCUGUUCGACCCACCCGUUCCCAAUAGAGAUACAAACUCUCUUGUGGAGAACUGGUUUGGUGUUGUGAAAAAGGACGCCGUUCCCGGGGGAAGGACCAGGCUGACUCCUGGAAAGUUCAUAAGAUUUGCGUACUGCAACGUACGGGGUCGAGUUGCGGAGACACAGUUGCGACCUAGCAAAGGAAAGGUCGAUGUGGAAGCGGAAGGCAGAAAUACUUCCACUCCUAGAAGGCAGGGAAAGUACUUCCGUUCACCUCGUGAUGAAGACAUUCUGCAGCCAAAGAAAAAGAAAAAGUGUCCCCCUCACAAAGAAAACGCAGACAUCCCCAUCGUCAAAAACAGGAAGUCCUCGAAACGUGCUAGAACUUCACGAAAAGAAGAUAUUCCGAACCCUGAAGAAGAAUGGAACAAAAGGAAGCGUCACGACGACAAUAAGGUUAACAGAAAGGAAGGUAAAGCGAAAAAAGCAAAAGAGAAGAAAUGCCGUAAAGCAGAAAGAGAGCGGCGGAGCGGAGAUUAUCCAAGGUGGGGAGGGAGAAUCCAGUACAAAGGAAAAGAUGUCACACUAGCAAACACGUGUACAAUAGACAACAUCAUGGUCAUACUCGCCAAAGUUAACCAGCAGCAAAGCGUGCUACGAGAAACACUAAUGCAGAGUUCUGACAUCAAGAGCAGAAGAAUCUUGCAUAUUGCUGACCUAUGCGUCGCGAAAGAGUGGACCCUGGCUAAACUAGAGUGGCUACAUACAAUUUGCCAGUUUGAACUCGAGAUGUACACACCGCAGACAUGGGACGCAUAUGGGUCUGAAUUCUACAUGUUUGUACGACAUCUGGACGUUUUCCAGGCGAACACGCAGACAUCGAGGUGCUCCAGCCCAACAUGCAGACAAGCCGUCGUGACAAGGAGAAGCAUAUCCAUAGAACUCGGGUCUACAAAUGACGGUAAGAGAGGCACGGUGCAAGAUGCGCUAAACUGCUGGAUUGCCCCACCGCCGUGUCACCAAUGCCACAUACCACUUGCCACAGGAGAGCGCUGUUCGGGUGAGAGAAAGUGGGAAGAGCGACAAUUCGACCACUUCAUAUGUCCACCAAUCCUGUGCUUUAGUCCUAUCAUCUAUCAAUCCAGAACGAAGGGUGCAGCCCGAGUUACCCUUAUGUUUCAGCACAACGUUUCAUUAGGAACCGCAAGGUACACGUUACAGGGUAUGACGAUUCACAAAGCAGACCACUUCACAUGCAUCUUCAAAGAGGCAGGUCGUUGGUAUUGCUAUGAUGGGCUGACUGGUGACGUAAUGGAGACAGCAUCUCCAUUGCCAGCAAGAGGGGAAACAAUAGGGUAUCUUGUGUACCUGCUGGACGAUGUUACAUCAUGACGGCAAUAAUGAACGCGAUGAAUGGAGUGAGCGCCGAAGGCGUAUCGUGCUCUGAUUGUCUGACUGGACUUACUUAGGGCCAGAGGCGUCGAUGGGGUGGGGGUGGCAACCCCUCAUCAGUGAGAGAGUUUCAAGUCCCCCGAGUGACAUGUCCAAGACUGGUAUUACCUUAGCAAUGUUCAUUUUGCUUCGUACUAUGCCAUCUACUAAAGACAUAUCAAAUACAAAUGUCAACGGAGAGACUAUUUCAUGGAUAUUAGUUUUGAGGAGAUAAUUUGAAAUAACAUAACCAGAACCUUUGUUUACAUUUAAGUUAUUCACGAUAUCAAUAAUCUCUGUUUCAUGUACAGGUACAACAAAUAAUGAUUGAGGAUUUGAAUUUCUUAGGAACGAGUGGAAACAGUUAUUUGUAGCAGGGAUGUUACUGGCAAGGCCUGGCCCUAAAUUCACACCGAAAAGUUGAAUGCCUCUGCUUUGCCGAGAGGGUCUUUUAUUUCGGUUCCGUUGUAGACGAUCUUACUUAAUUCGAAUUGUUUCUUUUCACCUUUUCUGAGAACAUUAUUGAUAAUGUUCCAGGUUGAAUUUAUGUCUUUUUAUGUGUGGUGAAUUGGGUAGAGUAAUAAUUCUGUUUUGCCCUAUGUAUUACAGAUGUCAAGGUAUUACAAUUGGAAGUAUUUUUUAGUUUAGAUUCAUGUGUUUUUGUUUAUUUAUAUUUGUAAAAUACUAUUUUUCCGGUUAAUCGAUCUAAGUAUAGACUUAGUGAUUCAGGAGGAUUCAGGUACUUUUUUAUAACUCGACUUGGAAGGUGAUUUCAAUGGAAUAUAGAUAUCACAUAAAGUCAUAAUUAUAUAAACUAGCUUGUUACAACCAUCAUUAGCAUCAUUAUUGUCAAGAAUUACAGACCGGUCAGUGAUUAUCAGACUUGCUUUGAGUCUAUAGCUAAAUUAUCUUCUGACAUAUCACGUGAACCCAAUAUGUUAUUCUGAAUAUCAGGCUUGACUAUGUUAGAAAUAUGGGGUACAUGACUUUGUAAACACUGGGAAGUGAUCUGAUAUGUAAGAAACUAUAAUGCCUCGUUCCUAUAGGAAAUAUUGGAGAACACAUUAUCAACAAGUGUUGAUGCAUUAUCAGAAGUUUAAGUUGGUUUUGUUAUACUUUUGUUAUACUUGGGAAAAGUGAUUUUGAAGUCAAGAUAUCCAAGAAAUCUCGACUGUAUGGUUUUUCCAUAUGAUUGAAUAGGUUGAAAUCAUAAUCGCCCAUUAUCAUGUAUGUUUUUCAUUGAAGGACGGUUAUGUUAAUAUGGAUUGUAAUGUAUCAAUAAACUCAGUAUGAUUUGAGUUUGUGGGCUUUUAGAUUUCGCCGACAGUUAUGUUUUUCCCCUGUGGUACAUUGAUUUCAAUAAAAAAUGCUUUCGAUAGCGUCAAAAGGGA
This is a messenger RNA of Strongylocentrotus purpuratus (purple sea urchin), 2937 nucleotides long. RefSeq lists its product as uncharacterized. The transcript has 5 exons. Lineage: Eukaryota; Metazoa; Echinodermata; Echinoidea; Camarodonta; Strongylocentrotidae. The coding region runs from base 44 to 1507 and encodes 487 amino acids. The record is from RefSeq and is a predicted model, not a curated record.